Molecule: messenger RNA, 2172 nt
Organism: Oncorhynchus tshawytscha (Chinook salmon)
Lineage: Eukaryota; Metazoa; Chordata; Actinopteri; Salmoniformes; Salmonidae
Gene: rffl
Product: ring finger and FYVE-like domain containing E3 ubiquitin protein ligase
Exons: 7
Coding region: 226-1329 (367 amino acids)
Biological process (GO): protein K48-linked ubiquitination; proteasome-mediated ubiquitin-dependent protein catabolic process; negative regulation of extrinsic apoptotic signaling pathway via death domain receptors
Cellular component (GO): plasma membrane; cytoplasm
Molecular function (GO): ubiquitin protein ligase activity
Source: RefSeq, a predicted model, not a curated record
AUCAGCAACUCUCUGGGGCGAUAGAAACUGGCCGGGGGAGUGUCACUGGCUAGAAGCACUUUCUUCCUGUUUCACUCCAACUAGCUAACUUCGAUUUAUUCCUUGUCAUUUUGUGAGUGUCGGAGAACAUUAGCUCCACAAAAGUCAUCCUUAGCUCGCGAGCUACUUGCCAGCUGCUGCUAGCACGCGUUUCACGACCCCGGGCUUCGUGUCGAGGUGUGGAGCAUGUGGACGUCCUGCUGUAACUGGUUCUGUCUGGACACUGCCACGGUGGAGGAGAGCAACAGCAGCAUGCGUCACCAGGCCUAUACUAACUCAGGUUACAGCAGCUACCCAUCGCCCCCACUCCCGGAACACACAUGCAAAGCCUGCGGAAGCCGCUUCGUCACCCUUGCCAGAAAGCAUGUCUGCGUGGACUGCAAGAAGAACUACUGCGGCAGUUGUUCGGCCCAGCUUGAGCCCCGGCAACGCCUUUGCCACACUUGCCAGCGGUUUCACGGCACGCUUUUCGAGCGCACCGAGCUGAUGAAGCUCAAGGUGAAGGACCUGCGCGACUACCUCCACCUGCACGAGGUCUCAACACAGAUGUGCCGUGAGAAAGAGGAACUGGUGGAGCUGGUCCUGGGACAGCAGACACCAUCAUCCUCUGGCCCAAUCAUAAACCCUCUGACCCAAACACAGACCCCCACCGUGACCCAGCAUGAGACAACUCCUCUUCCAGCCCCCACUACUACUACCACCACCACCGCACCCUCCACACACCCUGACCCCACCUCCACAGACAAUGUCCCUUCACAGCUGCCACCCACUCAGGAGGGCAGUCAGACCCCGUCUGUGUUGUUGCCCUUGGGUCCUGAGGAGCCACUGGACACUGAGGGAGAUACAGAGCUGCAGGGAGAGCAGGAGCUGCAGUCCUCAGACACAGAUGAGGUGCUGGCACCAGGCCGCAGGGCGUCGCUGUCAGACCUGGCCACGGCAGAUGACAUCGAGGCCCUCAGCGUCCGGCAGCUCAAGGAGAUCCUAGCCCGUAACUUUGUCAACUACAAGGGCUGCUGCGAGAAGUGGGAGCUAAUGGAGAGGGUCACCCGCCUCUACCAUGACCAGAAGGACCUCCAGAAUCUGGUUUCAAGUACAAAUGACGGCACAGACCCCAGUGGUACCCCUGGCCAGGAAGAGAACCUGUGUAAGAUCUGCAUGGACUCUCCUAUUGACUGUGUCCUGCUGGAGUGCGGCCACAUGGUCACCUGCACCAAGUGUGGCAAGAGGAUGAACGAGUGCCCCAUCUGCAGGCAGUAUGUGGUGCGCGCCGUUCACAUCUUUAGAGCCUGAGACCUACUAAGCCUUGGGAACCCCCCCACUUCCCCCCCACCUACCUCCCGUAAAUUAACAAGGGACUUGCUACAUGUGGCCUUACCACCCAUAGGGCGGCAGGGUAGCCUAGUGGUUAGAACAUUGGACUAGUAACCGGAAGGUUGCAAGUUCGAACCCCCGAGCUGACAAGGUACAAAUCUGUUGUUCUGCCCCUGAACAGGCAGUUAACCCACUGUUCCUAGGCCGUCAUUGAAAAUAAGAAUUUGUUCUUAACUGACUUGCCUAGUUAAAUUAAAAUAAAAAAUUAUAUUAAACAAAAUAGGCUAGACCAGGGGUAUUCAACUCUUACCAUAUGAGGUCCGGAGGCUGUUGGUUUUCUGUUCUACCUGAUACAUAUUUGCAUCUACCUGGUGUCCAGUCUGUGAUUAGAGGGGAAAGCAUUGGAAAUGGCUUUUGAGGUCCAGAGUUGAGUUUGAGGGGACUAACCUCCUCUCCCUCCAGUUCUCCACUGCUCUGAUGGUCCUGGAGACCCAGAGUACUGGUUCCCCCUGCUGGAGGGAUGACCAGGGGAGGUUAUACCUUCAAGAAACCACACAAACCCAAUGACUGGACAUGGGCACUUCCUCCUUUUAUUGACUGGACUCCUACAGCUCAUAUCUUAAAGCCGAUAAGGAUAUUAUGUCAUAUUAUUAGAAUAAGAGUGCCUAAUAACAAAUAUGUAUUUUUCCUUUGGAGACCUACUACUAGUAAAUACAUAUAUGACCCCUUACUGUAUAUGUAUAUAUGUAUGUAUGUAUGUAUGUAUGUAUAGUGCCUUGCGAAAGUAUUCGGCCCCCUUGAACUUUGCGACCUUUUGCCACA